GCUUGUGUAAUUUGUUGUCGAAGUUUGCGGAAAACUUAUUAACGUAUGAAAGUCCCUUUCAUCCCAGAACACAUAUUGGGAGGUGGGAUUUUCCCACUAUAUAUAAAGCAGAAUAUAACUAAGAAGAUAACCCAGUUCCUACGAACAACAAACACACGGACUGCUGGACUGGUGACACAAGGACUAUAGGGCUGGUGCCCCAAGAAUUGUUGGACAAGUGGCACAAGGGGUUCUGGGCUAGUGCCACAAGGAUUACUGGACCAGUGCCACAAAGACUUCUGGACCAAUGCGACAAGGAUUGCUGGGUUAGUGCCACAUGAACUGCUAGACUUGUGCCUCAAGGACUGUUGGACCAGUGCCUUAUGCUGGUUAUAUCAAGACUAAGGGUGAAGUCUUUAGUUCACUACUUAGCAAGCAUAAAGAUAGUAAGAAAAAUGGCUGCACAAAACGCUACAGAGGGAAAGAGUAGUGUUGUUAGUGAGACUGAAGCAACCGAGGAACUUGGUUUUGUCAUUGAUAAACGGCCUUUCACUUCGGUAAAGGAAGGAAAAGCAGAAGUUCUUUUUCCAUCGUCACAUGAUGUCUUCUACAACCCAGUACAGGAAUUCAACAGAGACUUGAGUGUGGCUGUUUUGAGAGUUUUUGCUGCCGAAUACAAGAAACUUGAGAGAGAGAAGAAAAAGCAAGCCAAGUUGAAAGAGAGAACACUUGCUCUGAGGUCAUCAGUUUCAGAAACUGCACUAGAAAUACCCAAUGUGAGUAAUGUUUCCUCUAAUGAUCAAGAAAGGGCUGUACCAGAAGCUCCAAAUGAGAGUAAUGCUUCCUCUAAUGAUAAAGAGAGAGCUCCAAAUAAGAGUAAUGCUUCCUCUAAUGACAAAAAGAUAACUACACUAGAUGCUCCAGAUGCAAGUAACAGUUGCUCUAACAACGAGAUAAUUGCACUAGAAGCUCCAAAUGCAAGUAAUAGUUCCAUUAUUGACAAAGAAAUGCCUGGCAAAGAAGUAGUGUGUGAAGGUGAGAAGAUUUUAGUUCUCCCUCCAGGAAUCAAGGACGAAGAAGGAAUUCGCAUUUUGGAGGGCUUAGCAGCUUCAGGCCUGCGAUCCAUUCGUUAUGCAAAAGAGGUUGGAGGUGUGAAGGAGAUUAUUGCCAAUGAUAUAUCAAGCCAGGCUUUAGAGUGCAUGAGGCACAACAUUGAACAUAACAAAGUAGCGGAGCUAGUUUAUCCAAGUCACAGUGAUGCCAGUAUGGUAAUGUAUCAGCAUCGUGAUCCCAGCAAAAGAUUUCAUGCAAUUGACCUGGAUCCUUAUGGGUCUCCACAUAUGUUCCUGGAUGGGGCCGUGCAGUGUGUUACUGACGGAGGCAUUCUUUUGGUCACAUGUACAGACAUGGCUGUACUCUGUGGCAACUCCCCAGAAACUUGCUACACCAAAUAUGGUGCAUUGUCUAUCAAGAGCAAAGCUUGCCAUGAGAUUGCUCUGAGGAUUGUCUUGCAGUGUAUUGAAUCACAUGCCAACCGUUAUGGCCGUCACAUUGUUCCACUUCUUUCUAUGAGCGCUGACUUUUAUGUCAGAGUUGUGGUUAAAGUGUUCACCAGCAAAGUCAGAUGUAAGGAGACAUUCUCAAAGGUAUCAUGGUUGUAUCAGUGCGUUGGUUGUGAAACAGCGACAUUGCAACCUUUGGGCCGUAUUGUCAUCAAUGGCAAAAGUGUGAAAUACCAGCUGUCAUCUGGUCCACCUAUAAUGGAAGCUUGUUUUCAUUGUGGUCACAGGCAUUUAGUUGCAGGGCCAAUAUGGUCUGCGCCUAUUCAUGAUAGAGAAUUUCUGAAAUCCCUGAAAGAAUCCCUAGUUGAGGAUGAUUUUACCACUUUCAGACGUUUGUUUGGGACACUGACAAUGAUGGAGGAAGAAUUACCAGAUGUGCCUCUCUUCUAUGUUUUAGACAAAUUAUCCAAUGUUGCAGGUAUCAACCCGUGCAAGAUGGUGCAGUUCCGAUCUGCAUUACUUAACGCUGGGUACAGAGUCUCCAUGUCCCAUGCAGGCCAAGUGAGCAUUAAAACAGAUGCUCCGGCACAAGUAGUUUGGGAUGUUGUCCGAGCCUGGGAAAAGUUACAUCCGGCCAAUAGAGCAAAAAUGACUGAUGAUAGACCAGGGAAGAGAAUAUUAGAGAAAGAAAUUAAAACUAAGAUAAGUUUUGAGCUUCACUCAGAUGCUAAUCCUGAAUCAAAGAAACGAGAGCUGUUGCGCUUUCAGAUUAAACCAGAAAAAUACUGGGGGCCUAAAGCUAGAGCAAAAACCAGCCUAUUCAGCAGUGAUCAGGAGGAAAAGAGAUCACGUAAUCAAGGAAAGAAAAGAAAAUGUCAUAGUGAUGAUAAUCAUUUGCUAAAUAAAAUGUCAAAGGAUGAAGUUAAUCAUCAAAUAAAAGAAUAAAACACAUCUGAUUUGUUUGUGAUUUAUUUUUGUAUAUAUAUUUCAUGAGAAUUCCAUAUGAGAGAAAAUUCAGCAAUAUACAUUUUUAUUAAUUAAUUACACUCCUGGAUAACUGUGAAAAUCAUAUUGAGCAAGUGCAGUUUAUUGUUUAUAAUCAAUUUAUAUAUAAAUGUUAAAUUUAUAUAUGACAAUAUAUACUGUAAACUUUAUACA
Molecule: messenger RNA, 2639 nt
Organism: Cherax quadricarinatus
Lineage: Eukaryota; Metazoa; Arthropoda; Malacostraca; Decapoda; Parastacidae
Gene: Trm1
Product: tRNA methyltransferase 1
Biological process (GO): tRNA N2-guanine methylation
Cellular component (GO): nucleus
Molecular function (GO): RNA binding; tRNA (guanine(10)-N2)-methyltransferase activity
Source: RefSeq, a predicted model, not a curated record